UUAUUAGGGUCGUAAUGUUAACCAAUCCUGGACCGCCUUUCAGUCGCGAUUUGGCGCGUUAUUUCAAGAUGGCUGAAGGCUUUGCAGAAAGCAUAAACAACUGAUUGAAGUUGGAGUUCUUUUAAUACUGGAUUGCUGCAAGCAGAUUACCCACUAUAACAUUUUGCAAACAAGCACAAAAAUGAGUAAAUCGAAAGAAAUCGAAGCUGCCACAGGUGUAUUGAACUAUCUCAACCAGAAUAACAGACCAUAUAGUGCUGUGGAUAUAUUUAAUAAUUUACAUAAAGAAUAUGGGAAAACAGCAGUUGUACGAUCAUUGGAAGACCUGGCAAACAAUGGUAAAAUUCGAGAGAAAGUUUAUGGAAAACAAAAAGUGUACGUUGCAGAUCAGAGUCAGUUUCCAACUGUUGAAGAGAAUGAACUGAAAGAGAUGGACCUCAAAAUUGCACAGUUAAAAGAAAAAGUUCAGGCAUCAGAAACUGAAGCCAGAAAAAUGGAAAAUGUGUUGCAUGGUUUAAAUAGUACUAUGAAAACAGAAGAUGUUAAAUCCAAACUAUUAGAAACCACUAAAGAGUGCAAACAGUAUAAAGAGAGAAUUGACAAACUAAUGUCAGCAGAUAAUCAUAUAGCACCUGAAGAAAAGAAUAAAAUCUAUUCAGAUCAUAAAACGUUUGUUAAAGAGUGGCGGAAACGUAAAAGGAUGGCAACUGAAAUUACAAAUGCUAUCUUAGAAGGUUAUCCAAAGACAAAAAAACAGUUGUUUGAAGAUAUUGGAUUGGAGACAGAUGAAGAAUAUAGUGUCAAGCCACCAGAUAUUUAAAAUUGAUGCUGAUAGGGGGAUGGGGGAAUAUUUGUUUGUAAAGUGGUAGCCAG
Messenger RNA from Saccoglossus kowalevskii, 873 nucleotides. Its product is annotated as homologous-pairing protein 2 homolog. Gene Ontology annotation, biological process: meiotic joint molecule formation; meiotic strand invasion involved in reciprocal meiotic recombination; homologous chromosome pairing at meiosis. NCBI's taxonomy places the organism in Eukaryota, Metazoa, Hemichordata, Enteropneusta, Harrimaniidae. Gene Ontology annotation, cellular component: condensed nuclear chromosome; DNA recombinase auxiliary factor complex. The record is from RefSeq and is a predicted model, not a curated record. Gene Ontology annotation, molecular function: recombinase activator activity; double-stranded DNA binding.